UUUCAAUUUUUAUUCGAUAAUUUCUACAAUUUACUUUCUUUAUUUAUAUUUAUUCUAUAAAUUCACUUUUACAAUAUAUUUAAAAAUCUUGUAUUCAUUGAUCGUUAGUUUUUCAUACUUUUUCGUUCUUUUCAUUAAAAACUCUGUUACGCUUGCUCCAUCUCUAUCGCUCUAUCAAAGAAAUCAGUUGAUGGUAGUAUACCGACUGCAGAUAUAUAUAUAAUCCUUAUAUUCCUAUAGCAUAAAAAUGUACGACAAUACCAGCUAUCGAUAAAAUAUCAGCGAAAACUGUAUCUUAUCAAUUUAAAAGUAAUUUAUCGCUUUAAAAUUCAUUUUUUCAUUUCGAACGUGACAUAUACUUAUCGCUUAUCGUAACACGAUAAUCGAUUGAUUAAAAUUGAUCGUAAAUACGAUAAAAAUGAUAUUUAACUGAUCGCAUACUGCGCAAUCCAAUUCAAAUAUUGCGUCACAGUGCGAUUUAUUGAGUAUUAAACAAUUAUUAGAGAUUUCUUAUACGUCGGUUAAUCACUUCAUCGACACUGGGGCGAAAUUAUAUACGUCUCAAGGUUUACCGAGCGUCAACGCGCAAUAUAAUCGAAUCGAAUCGAAAGUUUCGAACAGAACAAUAGGCCGAGAAUAGUAACUGCUAAUUUCUAAUUAUAUCAUGAGAGAGAAGCUGACUGUUUCAACGUGGUUUGCACGUGCAACUAUUCGAUAUAUAUUCGCGUUUCGGCGCGAUGCAAUUUGCCGUGGCGACCUUGAGAGGGCGGAAGGAAGCAGAUUUUUGCGGGAAGGAGGGUCGAGGACGGGCCAGGAAGCAAGUCGAUGCUCGUUAGGUCGGUUGCGGAUCCUUUUCUAUAGGGAUGGAGAGAUUCCUGCGCGUUGACGUGUUAUACUAUAUGGAGAGAAGCAACGUAUACGUGCGAUCCAGCAGGAACCGCCGCCAGAAAAUCAAUCCAGAACGUCAUACUGUCGUGUGUAUCAACAUUGGAAAAUCAAUGGUAACCCGUGACGUAGGAGUCCCGCCUCAGAAUCGACCAAUAGGCUUGCUUUCUCGUCCCCACCUUGCCAAUCUUUUACACCUACCCACACGAGCAUCGGCGUGCUCAUUCCGUAGCAGACUGCUGCAUCGACCGGACGCGCGUGAUCGAGAACGUUGUUGAAAAGGCAGCACGCCGAGCUACCGUUAAAAAAAAGCGACGAAGCUAAUCCUAUCCGUGAAAGCACACGACGUGUAUGCAGUUUUCCAGUCGACACAGCAACCAGCAGCGAUUGGAACACGAUCGGCAACAAGCGACGACUGACAAUUUCCAUAAUAGCAGUGACACGUCGUUGUUGUCGUCGGCGGCAUCUAUUCAAAUCGGUAGAAAAACCGAUUGAAACUGUACGCAAUCAAUUUCGGAUCCGUUCGAUUCGAAGGGGAUACACGUAAUCGAGGAUAAAAUCGAAGGAUACGGUUCGCGAAAGAACGAAAAAAAAUAUUUUCUCGGUCGUUUUAAUUCCGUAAAUUCCCGCUAGAGAGAAGAAAUCCUCUUGUUGCAUUUGGUGAAGCGAGACCGCCGAGUGUUUCGACGGAAUCUUUUGGGAAAACUGUCGACGAUUGCCGAAAUCCAGGAGCUGUGCGAUUUGAACUUUCUAGAAAGACGGAGCGAGAAAGACAGAGGCUAGGUGUAGAGCUAGGUGAGAGAAAAGGAAGGAAACUUGCCGCGGGAUAGAGGGAACGAGUGUGCUCGCUCACCGAGUGCCGGCUAUCGAGAUGGCGUUUAUGAUGCCCGUUAUGAAAAACGAGUGGGACAUUUACAAGACCAACCGCAGUCGGCGAUCUUCCGAGUGUUCCAAUCCUCAGGCCUGUCGCAGUAGAAAGGUGUCAGAAUGUUCAAAAUCGGAGGGUCCGUCGUUGUCUACUUCACCGGGGUCGGACUUCUUGACAUCGCCCGCUCAUCGCUCGGUCCCUCUCACGUCCCGCCAUUUCUCGAGGACGUCCUCGAGGGCGUCCCAGAACUCGUUGCAAAGCCCGAGCAAGAGUACCGGCUCGUCCCCACCGAAAACCGGGAGCUCCAACUCCCUGAACAAGUUUCACAACCGUUUGGUGGACAAGCUGAAAAGGUCGCUGAAGAAGGCUGAGGACACAACGGAGGAUCAGAGAAAUUUGUCGUGAAACAAUCAAGGGGUUUUGGGCCGGCCACCGAUUCCCGGCUCGAAACCGAUCGAGAUAAGGCGCACCUCUGCACCCGUUACCGCGUCCGCGACUAUCUACGAGGGGGUUGUACGAUCCUGCCCGGAUCAAUCGUCUUCGGCAUGGUAGAGCACACAGAGAAACCGACAAUACACGUAGCUGGCAACAACGGCAGGAUCGGAUCAAAAUAAUCCCCCUUCGAUUCGUUCACGGGUAACAACAACAACACCAACACCGAUAACAACAACAACAACGACGACGACGACGAGGAGGACGAGGACGAGAACGAUCGAUCGAUUUUUGCGCGUGAAACCAUGCUCGAGAAACUCGUGACGUGACUCGAUUUCGAAGAGAGGAGGAGCGCGGGAGAAAGUGGCGCGAUCUUGCGGGAGAAGAGGAGAACUUCGAUCGCGGGAGAAGAAGAAGAACUGUUGGGAAAGGAGAUCGAGCGGACAAUGAGCGGCCGAAGAUGGCGCGAAGAAAGAUUUUCGUGGAUGAUGUUCCUACCAGCCGAAUCCUCCGGUACCUGUACGUUUCUAACCGCUCUCUUCUGCGUUUCUUUUUGUACAGGCAAUUUACAGCGAGAAACUGUAGAAACGAGAUUUUUUUAUUUCCUUCAUUUUUUUUCUUUUUUUUUUUUUACCCCCCCUUGUUCGCAAGAAGAUCGGAAGAAGAUCUCUGGAUGAACGAGCCACGAACGUCGCGAGAUUUAACUUUCUUAUUUUCGAUUUGAAAUUGAUUAUUGUUCCGAAUGACGAAAUGAACGGAAUUCUUAUUGUGGAUAAUUGUUUAGGAUGACGAAGAUAUAGAGAAAGAGAGAGAAAGAGAUAGAGGAGAAGGAGAAAGAAGGAGGAGGAGGAGGAGGAGGAGAGAAAGAUAUGCGGAAGAGAGCGAGGGGAUUAGUAAACGAAUUAGAAACGAGCCUCCGUCCAGUUAACGCGGAAGCUCCUUUAUUAAAGGAAAGGACGAGGAAAGGACAACGAGGAAGUGGAAAAACGAGCGACGAGAGAGAGAUCCAACGAAAGAGGUACAUAAUCACGAAUGGAAUUCCUCGUUAUCGACGUUUACAUCGAUACUGGCGCGUUACGUUCAACUGCGUUUCUAUUCUCGCUAUCGUUUCGCGUUCGUUUUCGCGCGCGUAUAUCAAUUAACGGAAGAUUCGUGGCCAGUCGAUAAAUGGAUCUUAGAUGUCCAGAUCUAAGAGAAAAAGGGAAAAAAAAGAAAAAAAAAAAAAGAAAGUUAGUUCCUUCACACGCGUAAAUAUAUGUCGCGCGCAUCGAACCUCGGGAACGACUUGACCAUUCACUUUCUGCUGUUUCAAAAAUUUGCUCUUUCCAAGAAACAAUAUAACAAAAAUUGAUCGUUUCUUAUUCUGUUUUUUCUCUCUCUCUCUCUUUUUUUUUUCUUUUUCAUUUACGUAAGUCACAAUAUAAUUGAACGUAGAAUUCUAGAAUUCCGUCACGUAUAAUUUAUUUUUAGAAUAGUUUCGUUAUUUUUACCCGUUUUUUCCUCUCUCUUUUAAUUAAUUAAUUAAUUAAUUAAUUAAUACGUUUAUAUCGUACAAACUCGAUUAUCUUAAUGUGGUAAAAAUAUGUUUUUGAAACAUUAGGACAAGCAGAAAAAUGGGGUGACUAAGCGAGGCGUAACACACGCGUCCAAGUCAAAGGAGUUCCCCGGUUAAAGGGUCUCGCAUACGACAACCAGAAACGCUUGUUUUCAUCGUUAAAGAUUACUUGCUGCCUCCAAUGGGGAAUAUGCGUGCGUGUACGCGAAAGCUGCGAAGGGAUAUUAUAUAUAUAUAUAUAUAUGUAUGUAUGUAUGUAUGUAUAUGUGUAUACACAUAUAUAUAUACAUAUAUAUACGAGAUGCGCGUUACAUUAUACACAUACAAUUAUAAUUAGACGAGCUAGAGGAAAAGAAAAGGAGCCUAAGAAAAGACUUACUUAUUUUAAAUCGCGUAUCGUUCGAGCGAGAUUAUCUGUACUUACACGCGUAUAAAUAUUUAUUUCAAGCUUUCGUUGUAAAUUCCGUCUCGCGUACAAUUGGAUAAACACGGUAUGCAAAUACGUCUUCGAAACGAUACGCGAGCAUCUUUUACCAACCCUUAUAUCAACUUUUUAUCUUCGUAAAUUGUUGCAUGCUUGUUAUUUGUUAAAAGAGGAGGGAAAAAAAGAAAUACUAGUCCUCUCUUUUCUAGAUUGUAUAUAUCGUUCUUUUUGAUAUUUUUUUUUUUUAUCGAGAAAAUUCGUUCGAAAAUUCGUUCUCGACUCGAAAAUUUUUGUUCCCCCUUAUCAAUUAGGCAUCGGGUACGUUAUCGUUUCGAGGUGAACGUAUUCGCAGAUGCCCACGAUGCCCUUCGUUCCGCUGUAUUAUAUAAAGAUGUCUUUUUUUUUUUUUUUUCUCUCCAAAUCGAUCCUCGCAGCUUUUAUCGAAAUGUAUGAUAGCGUUUUCCCUGUGUCCCGCGUUUGAGGUACCGGAUUUUGCUGUUUUUCAAUUAAUCGUUACGAAGCGUUUGUUAAAUUCUUUUAUAGUAUAUUAUAUUACUUCCGUCGAGAUAUGCGGUCAAGUUUGUUAUUCGUUAUAUAUACGUUAUUAAUCGAGCGAUCAUUUUUUGAGAAACGAGGAAAGUGAAAACGAAAAAGGAAAAAAAGAAAAAAAAAAAGAAAAAAAAAAAGAAAAAACGAAAACGAAAAAAAAAGUGACGCAAAUUGGACGCAGCACGAAACGUCUCUGUUGAGGACAUCGAACGUGAAAUCGUAGAGGACGUGAUAUCUUGUGUGCAAUCGUGCAAGUAGAAGAAGAAUCAAUCGACUCUUUUCCUUUCUUUCAGUUUAAAUAUUUUCAUAAGCGAAAAGUAAAAAAUUGAAAAAGAAAGUUUAAAACCAAAGAGAAUUUAUGAUUUCGUAUGAUUCGUGAUAUUGUUUUUCGAGGGGGAGGAAUUUUGCGAAGCAAAAUAUCGGACUCGUCUUAUUAAUUCGACAGUAUUAAAUUAAACGUAAGAUUUUAAAAGUAUUUUUUUUUCCUUUUUUUUUCUUUCUUUUUUUUUUUUUCGUAUUUUUAAUUCAAGCGUAUAAUGUAUGAUGACAUCGUCUGCGUCCAUUCUAGCCGCAAUUUUCAAUUUUUAACGAGACGAUUACGCGCUUUCCUUAUCGUUUUGCAAAAUUACGAAGUGGGAGCAAUUAUACGAUACCGCGUGUAACUCUGUGAUACCGUAAGCUAUAAGGUAGAAUUAUUUUGCAACGAUCAUAUAUAAAGAAAAACGACAAAAAAAAGAAGAAGAAAAAGAAGAAGAAGAAGAAGAAGAAGAAAAUAUGGAGGGAGGAGUUGGGGAAAUGUUAUUGUUACUAAUGAAAAUUCGUACGAACGCUUCGGUUCUCCGUCAAUCAAAUGCGCGUCUUUUUUGGCAGCGAGGGCGACAACUUCUUUCUUCGUUCAGCAAUAAUCGAACGAGAACAACGAAAGAAUUUGAUUUUAUCUUGUAACUCUCGAUCGAACAUUUUGGAUCUAUCGCUGUUCUGUAAUAGUAGAUAGAUAUAGAGAGAUAUACGAUUAAAAAAAAAAAAACCCCUAUACAUACGCGAUUAGCUACGGUCCAAGAAAGAAAUUAGAAAAUUUCAAAAUUCCCGCCAAAUCGAUAGAACCGCAUUGACCUAAAACGGAUGACAAUAAAUUUUUAUUCCAUCUAAUAAUUGGAUCGACACCGUUUUUCUUAUCACUGCUACGUUAUUUUAUUACCGAUUAUCUCUUUAAUUAAUCUCUAAUUUCCAACAAUACGACUCGAACCUUCGUGUGUCAAAGGGGACUGUGCAACUAAACACUGUGAAUACGGGGUUCUCGCUUCUGCUUCUAAAUUUUUAAAAAUUAUUCAAGCGAUCAAUCUUCAAAAAGACGAUGAUAAUUCGUGCCGCGAAUAUUGUCUCUCUCUCUCUGUUUAACUGUGAAAAAAGAAAAAAGAAAAACGAGGCGAACGA
Apis cerana (Asiatic honeybee) is the source of this 6147-nucleotide messenger RNA. RefSeq lists its product as uncharacterized. The record is from RefSeq and is a predicted model, not a curated record. Lineage: Eukaryota; Metazoa; Arthropoda; Insecta; Hymenoptera; Apidae.